Messenger RNA from Oncorhynchus kisutch (coho salmon), 3345 nucleotides. RefSeq names its product gastrula zinc finger protein 5-1-like. The transcript has 3 exons. Gene Ontology annotation, biological process: regulation of transcription by RNA polymerase II. NCBI's taxonomy places the organism in Eukaryota, Metazoa, Chordata, Actinopteri, Salmoniformes, Salmonidae. Gene Ontology annotation, molecular function: DNA-binding transcription factor activity, RNA polymerase II-specific; RNA polymerase II cis-regulatory region sequence-specific DNA binding. Bases 597 to 2168 code for a protein of 523 amino acids. The record is from RefSeq and is a predicted model, not a curated record.
UGUGCUGGUCAAGGGCAGUCAGGUCUGGAGUGAACCUGGAUGAUGAGUUAAGUGUGAGUAGUAGGCCUAGGCCAAUACAAAUAUGUGCUUCACUCAAGGUUGGCUUCUUAUUAGCAUUCAUUGCCAUGGUUAAACUGCACCGCAGAAUUGGAAUGUUAAAAAAAAGAUGGUGGCAGCUGCAUUGAAAUACUUGGGUGUGUGAGGUUUUACUACAGAAGAGUUACAACACCGUUGGCCUGGUGUAGGAUCAGUUAGGGUCAAAUUAGUGGAAUUGGGUGUUGGUAUAUAGGUGUAGGGUUAGUUGGUGGUGCAAUGUUUUCCUUUAUUUUUGUUUAACAAAAUGUUACGUGAUCGACCACACACUAGGUGGCGGCAUGCACAAACAAAAUGUGUGAACGCCAUGACACCAAAGAAUAAGAAGUAAACGGACGUGAACAGUGAGUUUCCACGUUAGUGUUUUUAUAGUCGUUAUUUAGACGUUUAUUAACACACUGGAAAUCAAAGUAUGACGAAUUUAACUGCACAGAAUCACAUACUUAAUUCGCGUUGGAGACAGGACUUGAUAUUAUAUAGAUAACGAUAGCUAGCUGUUAACAAUGACUAACUGUAACGUUAUGGUUUUUCACACUCAAAUAGCCUCCAUCAUGGAGGUGUUAGCUAGUGCAGCCGUGGCAGAUGUAUGUAAACUUGUAGACGACGACUAUGCAGUGUUUCGUUUGGAAAUAACUCAAAGCCAGAAAGAAAACAGGGCAUUGCGGAGGAAACUACAGCUACUAGAAUUGAAGGUGGCACGGGAGCGUGCAGAGAGGACAAUGCAACAGCGCGUCGUCACCAGUCGUCCCAGAAUUGUCAAGAUUCCGGACCGUUACAAAGAAAUGGCAAGAGGUGAAGGACAUCUCACUGGAGGCCACAGGAGCUUUGUGAAGCCAGUGGGAGACAAUACAUGGACAGAUGACCAACCAAUCACUGUUGAUGAGGGGAGUGGAACCUCAACCCAGCAUGUUAUUGUGAUAGAGUCUGCAGAUGCCAAGGCUGCAGGUCCUGGGGUGAGAGGAGUGGACCCACAGCACAGCAGAGACAUCCAGACUGGUGCGGCUGUAGCAAUGGAGGACCCCGCCACCACCCCAGCGCAGCCCAGCUCCAGACACAGCAUCACGGAGGUCAGUGGAACGCGGAAUGCCAUCCUUAGGUCAGAGUCAGAGACUUUAACUGUGACACAAAGGCUUUUACACACAGGAUCUGACGACAGGUCAGACACAGAGAGACUGGGCAGACUGGGCUGUCCUCCUGCUCCCGGCUCAGAGUAUUUACUUUACGGUAACCGAAGCCUGGUUAAUUCCCAUCGGAACUCCGGUGAUGCGUUAGAAACUGGCAAUGAUCAAUCUUGUUCUUACGCUAUAGAGAUGGACCCUGGCAACAUAUCCUUAGAUUUAGAGACACAUACUGAUCCGUCUAGAGAGGACUGGAACCGGUACAGUAGUAGUGUAUACUCUGAAGGGUGCAUAGAUAAGAAAGGGGAAGAUCUGGUUGCAGAUGAAUUGACUGUGAAAGUGGAGGGCGACGUUCCUCCCACAUGGAAUGCAGCUUGUGCAGGACUCUCACAGGGCAGAGAUUUCUUAGAUUACAGUUUAGAGACAAAUCUAAAUGUUGUGACCCACUCCCCUUUACACGUGCUCAGGGAUCGCGACCCAGUGUCCACGUCGAUUGCGCCUUGCGAUUUACAAGGCCGUGUCCUUUUCGAUCAGGUAUUGAACUCAAACGACAGGGCUAGAGCCCAGACUCAGGGAGGAGGAGCCACAUUAGGCAAUAGUAAAGAGAAACGGUUCCUCUGCAUGUUCUGUAGCAAAGGCUUCAGCUGCACCCAGAAGGUAGAGAUCCACCAGAGGAUCCACACAGGGGUGAAACCCUUCAGCUGUACCCAGUGUCACAUGCGCUUUGCCCAGGCUGGCCACCUGAAGAGGCACCAGAGGGUCCACACAGGGGUGAAACCCUUCAGCUGUACCCAGUGUCAAAUGCGCUUCGCUCAGGCUGGUGACCUGAAGAGGCACCAGAGAGUCCACUCAGGGGAGAAACCCUUCAGCUGCCAGAUGUGUGAGAAGAGGUUCUCCCGCCAGCACCAGCUGAAGAUGCACCUGAAGGUCCACACAGGAGAGAGGGCAUUCUCCUGAAGGCAUAUAGAGAUUUGUGUUUAAUAUUUGAAUGUUAUAUUGCAUCCAAACAUUGUGUAAUAAGGCAUACAUAUAUAUGCGUGGAGUCAUGUAGUAACCCAAAAAGUGUUAAACAAAUCAAAAUAUAUUUUAUAUUUGAGAUUCUUCAAAGUAGCCACCCUUUGCCUUGAUGACAGCUUUGCACACUCUUGGCAUUCUCUCAACCAGCUUCACCUGGAAUGCUUUUCCAACCGUCUUGAAGGAUUUCCCACAUGUGCUGAGCACUUGUUGGCUGCUUUUCCUUCACUCUGCAGUCCAACUCAUCCCAAACAAUCUUAACUGGGUUGAGGUCGGGUGAUUGUGGAGACCAGGUUAUCUGAUGAAGCACUCCAUCACUCUCCUUCUUCGUCAAAUAGCCCUUACACAGCCUGGAAGUGUGUUGGGUCAUUCUCCUGAUGAAAAACAAAUUAUAGUUCACACCAGAUGGGAUGGUGUAUCGCUGCAGAAUGCUGUGGUAGCCAUGCUGGUUAAGUGUGCCUUGAAUUCAAAAUAAAUCAGAUAGUGUCACCAGCAAAGCACCAUCACACCACCACCUCCAUGCUUCACGGUGGGAACUACACAUGCGGAGAUCAUCCAUUCGACUCACAAAGACACGGCAGUUAAAACAAAGUAUCAAUUUUUCUUGGUCUUUUACCAAAUAGGGCUAUCUUCUGUAUACCACCCCUACCUGGUCACAACACAACUGAUUGGCACAAAUGCAUUAAGAAGGAAAGAAAUUUCACAAAUGAACUUUUAACAAGCACAUCUGUUAAUUGAAAUGCAUUCCAUGUGAUAUCAUGAAGCUGGUUGAGAGAAUGCAAAGCUGUCGAAGGCAAAGGAUGGCUACUUUGAAGAAUCUCAAAUACAUUUGGAUUUGUUUAACACUUUUUUUGGUUACUACAUGAUUCCAUAUGUGUUACUUCAUAGUUCAUGUCUUCACUAUUAUUCUACAAUGUAGAAAAUAGUAAAAAUAAAGAAACCCUGGAAUGAGUAGGUGUCCAAACUUUUGACUGGUACUGUAUGUAUGUAUGUAUAUUAUUAGUAUUUACUUAUAUUUGUUGUGUUAUAACAGGGCGCAUUUGAAAAAGAGACCUAGGUCUCUGUCCUUCCUGUAAAAAUAAAAGGUUAAAUUAAAAAAAAUAAGACAACGUAUAGAAAA